Messenger RNA from Phyllopteryx taeniolatus (common seadragon), 1048 nucleotides. It is a transcript of the gene rpz2, whose product is annotated as rapunzel 2. The record is from RefSeq and is a predicted model, not a curated record. The coding region runs from base 134 to 853 and encodes 239 amino acids. NCBI's taxonomy places the organism in Eukaryota, Metazoa, Chordata, Actinopteri, Syngnathiformes, Syngnathidae. The transcript has 2 exons.
AAGUCUUUUCCGUAGGCCGGAAAAAGAAAAUGGUGGCCAUGGUAGACAGGAGGCUUCUGUAGACAGAAAGAUAGAAAACGCUUUAUCUCUGUCUUCAAUCUCUUGGUGUGGCCAUUUUUCUGAGAGGAACAAGAUGGCGGACGCCGCCCAGGUGAAGAAAGCAGCUGUCACGGUGCUGACCUACGUGGAGAAGGUAUCCUCCUUCGCCUCGUCCAUCGACCCCAUCUUUGGCAUCGUCUCCUCCCUGGUGGGAGUGGCUCGCAAGGGCCUCAUGGACGAGGAGGGCCACGAGCUGGACAAGGACUUCCAGGCCAUCCACACCAAGCUGGAGAGCAUCUCAGAGAAGAACCGGCAGUGCCUGACGCAGAUCCGGAUUGACGAGGUGAAUGAGACCUUUGGCAAGUACGAAGAGUACAUCAAGCACCAGUACGCCGCCUUUAACGCCAUGGUGGCCCAGAUGAAGAAGGACCCGGAUAACACGCCGCAUUACAUGGAGAACUUUGAGCGGAUCUACGAGCGGGACAAAAUGGACACCGGCCUGGACGUGUACUACCGCGGCGUGAUGGGCACCGGCUCGCUCUUCAGCAGGCCCCUGUUGAGAGUGUACCUGGAGAACUGCGACGGAGACCCGGAGAUCAUGGAGCGCCAUUGCUCGCAUGUGGCCCACCUCUUCCACAUGGGCCUCAUCGCCCUAAUGGCUUACACCGCGGUCACCGAGGAUGACGAGGAGGAGGUGCGCGAAAAGUGGGCUGCCAGGGUGCACGACAUUCAGGCAAAGAUGCAAGAGGUGCUCAGUCUGUGCAAAGACAUGGAUCCUGAUCCGGCAUCCGAUGACAACAAUCUUGCUUCCUGAAUCGGGACCGAGGAGUCUUGACCCACCACACAGCUGUGGACCAAUAUAAACGCAGACCAAUCAUCUUAUUAUACCAAAAGAACACAUGUAACCUCAGCUUUGUUUAUCUUUGAUGUUACUGUAUUAAACAUGGCAUGUUUUUGGUUUUCAACAUGUUUGCUAUAAUCACUUCAAAUAAAAAUAUUGAUGAAUUGA